CUUCCAUCUCGCCACCUCGGCCCUCAACAUGCGCUUCCUCACCAUCUCGUCCCUCCUCGCUCUUGCAGCCACCGCAACCGCGAUUGCCCUCCCCCUCGACGCUGCAGAAGCCCCACUCAACGGCACUAUCGAAGUAUCCGUCGACCUCCCCAGCUCGCUCAUGGCCAAGCGCGCCCUCGGCGCCUCGGGCACGCUCACUUACCGCUGGAUCUCCAGGACGAAAUUCGGCGCCUCCUACCGCCUCAAGGACACCAAAGCGGACAGCCACCCGGUCUACAUCGAGACGACCGUCUACGACAUCAACGACCGCGCCAAGUACGUGCUGCGAUGCAACAACAACAACGGCGCGGGGAACGAGAUCAUAUGCCCGGAGAAGACGUACACCCACGGGAGUACGGUCGUGGGGAUCGCGCCGCAUGUUUGUGUCAAUGUGCAGUUGGGGAGCGACGAGUGCGCGACGGGGGGCACGGUGACGAAUCCGUAUCGCUGACGGCCAAGGUAGCGGGUCGCGGUACUCCGGUCUUUACCUGCUGAAAGGGCCUAGGUAGAGCUUUCUGCUGUCAAAACUUGAGACAUACUCGAGUCACUUUGCAGGCGUCGACGGCACGGGAGGGCUGGAUUCUUGCG
Molecule: messenger RNA, 627 nt
Organism: Trematosphaeria pertusa
Lineage: Eukaryota; Fungi; Ascomycota; Dothideomycetes; Pleosporales; Trematosphaeriaceae
Exons: 1
Coding region: 29-490 (153 amino acids)
Source: RefSeq, a predicted model, not a curated record